Molecule: messenger RNA, 1749 nt
Organism: Alternaria postmessia
Lineage: Eukaryota; Fungi; Ascomycota; Dothideomycetes; Pleosporales; Pleosporaceae
Exons: 2
Coding region: 1-1749 (582 amino acids)
Molecular function (GO): protein binding
Source: RefSeq, a predicted model, not a curated record
AUGCCGAUCUCAAAGAUCUGGUAUGCUCCCGAUUGGCACGAUGGUGGCUUCACCCCUCUCCGUGCUAUGCAGAUGGAUAUGUACUCUUACGGUCUUGUUUGUUUCUGGAUAGUAGUAGCCAACGGCAGUUUCGGUGAUCUACCAAUCCCGGAACAUCUCAGUAAUGGGAGGAAAGGUUGUAUAUCGUUCAACGACCUCGCAGGAGAAUGCCAUAACUUCAUUGAUGAUUGGAAAGGCGAUCCGGGAAACUCAUUACUACAGUGGGUAACUUGGAUGAGCUCCGAACACUUUCUUUGCGACCCUGCUAUCAAGCAGAGACUUUCAGACUUCUUCCAAAAGCUACUCGAGUUCGAUCACAGAAAGCGCACAUGCGAUUUCUCAGCUUUGUUGAAGCUCUUAGACCCCGAGAGACUCCGAUUGCAAAUUUUCAAGACGCUACAUGAGCUCGAUUCCAAUCCCGCGGAGUGUAAGGAAGCUGGUUUGGAUACUGCUGAAGUGUCUGUGCAGCUGGCCAUUUGCUAUCACAUUGGAUUUGGCACAGCAAAAGAUGAUGUAAAGACUCAGGAACUAUUGGAAAAGCACAAUCUCACAGUAGAACCCCUCACAGAUGCUGAGAUGAUAUUUCGACGUUUUCGAAAAGAACGGACGAGCAACCGUCUGUUCGGAAGACUAGAAGAGCAAGGCCGAAUUCCAAUCAUUCCCCAUGCGGACUACUAUCGAGAAAAGGGCUUGUUGGACAAAGCAGAGACAUUUUACAGGCGCGAGAUUGAAGAUGUCCGUGAUACCAUUGGUGAGUUCAAUUGGCUCAGUGGGACUCUGCAAUCGAUCUUGAAUACCUUGGUCGCAGCAAAUGGUAGAUGGUACGAAGCAAUUUCAUCAGAGGAAGUCGAACUAGAGCGAAGGCGGACGAAACUUCGUGACGAUUCCUGGUUUGCUGCUCUGAGUAAGGAUAGAUUAGCUCAGAUGUAUCGCGCGGUCUCGCUGUGGGACAAAGCCGAACCUUUCUCUCGGGAAAUACUAGAAGGAGAGAUGCAACGCCACGGACCUGACGACGCGCGAACGCUUAUGGCGAAGACCGAUUGGAUACAAUGCCUUGCCAAUCUGGACCGGCUUGGAGAAGCCGAACCCCUACAGUCCGAGAAUGUUGAAAGAAUGGAAAAAAUGCUCGGCAACGAACACAUGCAGACGUUGAGAGGCAAGGCUAUCUUGUAUUCGAUAAGAAGUAUGAUGGGGAGGAAAAAGGAAGUUGUCGCUCUCGAAGAAGAAUUACUGAUUCUACAUGAGAAAGUGGAUGGCCCAAAUGCUGAGCGUACUAUCACCUGCAUGUCGAACUUGGCAAGUUCGUACUUCGACCUCAGACGGUGGCAGAUGGCUGAGCGGCACGGAAGGGAAGUUGUUACGCGAUCAGAAGAUAUUUUGGGGUCUAAUCACCCGAAGACCCUGCUAGCGAGAUCGAAUUUGGCUCUUGCUUUGCUGGAGCAGAGAAAGCUGGACGAAGCCGAGGUCUUGAUAGCUGACGUGCUACAUAGACGAACGGAACUCCAUAAGGGGUUCCACGAAGACACGCUGAAUAGUGAAGAGCAUCUUGCCUGGUGCUGGAAGCUGAAAGGGGACCAUGUGAAGGCAAUAGAGAAGCUUGCAUUCGUCGAGCAGGAACUAAAGUCUCGUUUUGGCGAGGACCGACCUAGCACCAGAAGGGUCACUCGAACUAUGAAAGCUUGGCAAAGCGACCAGUCAAAAGCUCGAUGA